AUGCCUCACUCAUUCGGUUACCGGGCGCGUACGCGCGACAUGUUCAAGAGGGGCUUCAAGGAGCACGGCCCCAUUAAACUGUCGACGUACCUCAUCAACUUCCAGAUUGGUGAUAUCGUCGAUAUCAAGGCCAAUGCUGCUCAGCAAAAGGGCAUGCCCCACAAGUUCUACCACGGACGGACUGGCAUCAUCUACAACGUGACCCCCCGCGCUGUUGGUGUCAUCAUCAACAAGGUCGUCGGCAACCGCUACAUCGAGAAGCGCGUUAACAUCCGUGUUGAGCACAUCCGGCACUCGAAGUGCAGGCAGGAGUUCCUUGACCGUGUCAAGUCCAACCACGCUGCGCAUGCUGAGGCGAAGGCCAAGGGCGAGCGUAUCGACCUGAAGCGUGUGGCCGUCCUCCCCCGUACCGCCCGCACCGUCUCCGUAAAGGACAACGCGCCCCAGACGAUGACACCUGUACCUUACGAGACCACCAUCUAA
Molecule: messenger RNA, 483 nt
Organism: Trametes versicolor FP-101664 SS1
Lineage: Eukaryota; Fungi; Basidiomycota; Agaricomycetes; Polyporales; Polyporaceae
Exons: 4
Coding region: 1-483 (160 amino acids)
Biological process (GO): translation
Cellular component (GO): ribosome; cytosolic large ribosomal subunit
Molecular function (GO): structural constituent of ribosome
Source: RefSeq, a predicted model, not a curated record